This is a messenger RNA of Symsagittifera roscoffensis, 5410 nucleotides long. Its product is annotated as ATP-dependent RNA helicase TDRD9-like. The coding region runs from base 41 to 4492 and encodes 1483 amino acids. Gene Ontology annotation, cellular component: intracellular anatomical structure. Lineage: Eukaryota; Metazoa; Xenacoelomorpha; Acoela; Convolutidae. The record is from RefSeq and is a predicted model, not a curated record. Gene Ontology annotation, molecular function: helicase activity; ATP binding; RNA binding. The transcript is spliced from 6 exons.
UCAGCAGCAAUUCUCGAAUUCAUUAUGUUAAAGAUUAAAUAUGGCGUACAAAUUCGACAACAAAGACGUCAAUGAUUUUUUCAGCGGGAACUUUACAGCCCAAAAGUUGCACACCGAAAAUGAGUUCCAUCAUAAUCCUAUCAUUAAUGAAUCAAUGAGGCUAGAAUUUCAGAAGAAUCAAGGCAGAGAAAAGUCAUUUAAGGGAGUCAACUAUUUUCACGUGGCUGGUGCGUCUGACAGAGCAAGCUUAGAUUACGCAGAAAAGGCGCAAAAGAUUCACGAAAAACGAGAAAGAAGAAACUUUACCGCGACCACUCUCUGUACCAGAAACGGAAUGCAGUUUCAGCCAGACCUAGAUGAGACAAAUAGUCUCAUGCGAGCAGAGUCAACCAUAAUCGGAUUUGAUGAACCCAAUUCUCAGCAGCAGCUGGGGAUUGGCCCCUCUAGAUUAUCGCCAGAAACUUUCUACGACAAAAGUCUCCCUGUUUAUCCAUUCCGAGAACGGAUCCUGGACACCAUCGAUCAGCACCCAGUCGUGUUAAUUAAAGGAGGAACUGCAUCGGGAAAAACCACCCAAGUGCCUCAGUACAUCAUGGACCUGUGUGACCAACGAAGGGUCAGAUUCAACUGUGUCGUCACCCAACCCAGACGAAUAGCCGCUCUAUCAGUCAGCCGAUAUGUGAACAAAGUUCGCAACCUGACAGAGGGCAGGCUAAUUGGAUACCAAGUGGGGCUAGACAGUAAAUACACGAUGGGAGAAACUAGAUUGACCUAUAUGACGACAGGUGUGCUUCUGAAGCAGAUUGUGACGAGGAAGAGUUUAAAUGAGUUCACGCAUAUCAUUCUGGAUGAGAUUCACGAAAGAGAUCAAGACACAGACUUCGCUAUGUUGCUAGUGAAAAAGUUAAGAAGCAGAGCGCCUGACGUGAAAAUUAUUCUGAUGUCUGCUACUUGCGAUUCAGAUUUGUUUGUGGAAUACUUCAAAUCUAGUGCAUUUGGUCCGGUUCAGAAACCACCUUUGAUUAAUAUCGAGACAAGAAACUUCCCUGUAAAUGUUCAUUAUAUAGAGGAAUUCGCGCAUAUUCAUCAGCCUCACAAAUUGAGUAAUUUGCAGCUGCAUAUACAUAACCCAGUGAUCGAUCCUUAUCAGUUUGAAGUGGCCGUCAAGCUCAUCGAAAACUUGGACGAAAUUGAGGCGACGAGUAAGCGAAUCAGAAAAAGAGGAGCGGUUUUGGUUUUCUUACCCGGACUGGCUGAUAUUUCCGACAUGCAUGACAGAAUGUAUCCGAAUAUGGAGCGAAACAACUGGAUCGUUACAAUUUUGCACUCCGAACAGCCGCUAGCCAAUCAGAAUAGAAUGUUUGAAGAAGUAGAUCCAAAUUAUAGAAAGAUAAUUCUGUCCACUAAUAUUGCGGAAUCAUCAAUCACAGUAACUGAUGUCUUGUAUGUCAUUGAUUUUUGUCUGUCGAAAGAAAUGGAGUUUGACAAGUACUCUUCGUUUCAAGAGUUGAAGUUGAUUUGGGCUUCAAAGUCGAACUGUGUUCAGAGACAGGGAAGGGCGGGUAGGGUUCAAAAGGGUUUCUGCUACCGGAUGGUUACAAAACAGUUCUAUCAGCAGGAAUUGAAAGAGCACGCGGUCUGCGAACUGAAACGAGCGCCUCUUGAACCAAUAAUUUUGCAGAUCAAAACAUUCGACAUGGGAUCCCCGAAAGAAAUAUUGGGAAUCGCGAUUGAACCGCCACUUGAGGAUAGAAUCCUUUCAUCUAUGAAGUCACUGAAACAACUUGGAGCUAUUUCUCUGCAUCUUUUUAACUCGGAUAAAACCAAAACAAAGCCUAGUGUUGAAGACGGAGAACUGACAUAUAUGGGUAAAAUAUUAGCCAGACUCCCCUUGGAUGUCCGGUUGGGUAAAUUAAUCAUUUUUGGGUGGGUUUUUGGGGUUCUCGAGGAUUGCAUUAUUAUGGCAGCCUGCCUGAACGAUCGAGGACUUUUCGCCGACCCGUUCAACAGGAGACUAGAGAGUUUUGAGAAGCGUCUGGAAUGGGCCAAAGGAACGUGUAGUGAUCUUCUGGCACUGUUGCAUGUCUACCAGGCAUUCCAGGAAAAGUUCCCGACCGAGUUCACAGAGUGCAGUCACAGUGAAAAAAGAGAAAUUAGAGAAUGGUGCGAAUUAAAUUUCGUGGAACUGAAGAAAAUAAAAACCAUAAAAUAUCUCACUGAUAAGCUCAGAGGAAUUUUGAGAUGCGAAGAUAUUUACCCUCAUUCGCAAUUCGAACAGGAAAAUCUGGAUACAGAAACUCGGCUGAAGUUCAUCAAACUUGCCAUUUGCGGUGCCUUUUUCCCUCUUUACUUCACAUCAGCAACGCCAACACCGGAAGAAAUUCAGGCAGAUGCGCUCAAUUGGCCCCCCAGACAGACGAUUCGGUUCAACCAGCUUCCACUAGGGGUCAAAAUAGAAGAACUUGCAUGUGUGAAACACCAGCUGGACGCGAUGUUUAGAGUGUCAUUGAAGUACUGUCCGAAAAUAGAGCUGCAUAUCAGAGAUUCGAAACUGUAUGCUGUGUUUGAAGAGCCGGCGUGCAGUGAUAGUCUAGCGAGGAAUUCAAUUAGUAAAGCUAUUUAUUUGGCAGUGAAAAUGCGAUUUGCGGGAAAGUGGAACCGACCUAGAAUCGAUUUUAGCCGCCUUGACCCGAAUACAUUGAACUGUUUGAACUCUCCUCAUCUGUACACUGCAAGUACUGCAGCGUUUGUUCACACUGAAGUUUCACCCGGAAACGAUAACUAUGAAGAGUUCUGCGUGGGAACAAGAGGCUUAGUGUUGCAUGGUAAAGCGAGCAAAAGAAACACAAUGGCGAUAGAUUUGGAGCAGAAAUCUUUGAUGUGUGAGCCUAUACAUGCAAUAAAUGCUAUUUCCUUUUAUGCUCAAAGAAAGGAUGAUUCGAGUAAAGAAGCUCUGGUUAAAGUGGAGGAGAUGAUCAAAGACAUCCAGUUGAGUGGGAAGGACAAACUGGCCAAGUUGGGAAGGAGGAGUUUCCACAGGGGCACACUGUGUCUGGCCAGAGAUCCCAGUGACACUGAUCCAGAAACUCAACACACACUCUACAGAUGUGAGAUAGAAGAAGUGAAGGGAAAGCAGUGCAAAGUGUUGUUUGUGGACUAUGGCAACAGUGGAGUUGUGUGCAGCAGUAGUCUAGUGGACAUCCUGCCAGAGUAUGAACAGCUCCGACGGAUAGAAUUCCUCGCUUUUAUCGUCAAAUUCACACAUGUCAAGUGUCCUCGAAAGAAGUCACAGGAGCUGAACGAAGACAAGGACUGUAUGUGGGAGCACAUUAACCAGUGCUACGAGCAGGACUACAAAUUCGAAGCUAUGAUCUACUCUGUCACAGACGGAUCCAGAGUACAUGGAGAUCUCUAUGCUUACCCUGCCAGGCUCCUCAGAAAACGAAUCUUGUUCAAAAAUGACCCUUCCAGUUUCAUGAAAAGUAUCGAGAACGAAGGUUUGGUGAACUUCAAACAGUUAGCGUUUCAGAACGGUGCUUGCGUCGAAGCAGACGAAACCUUUGCUUCAACUAGGAACCACAUGGAACGGAAAGCGUGCCAGAAAAGACAGGAAAUGAUGAAAAUAGGAGGAGAAGAUGGUUUGUCAAUGGAUGAGCCAGAUAUUAAAAUCAACAGUAUCCGAAGAUUCGGAGAAGUUGAACUAUAUGGUCCGUUUAGCCCUUUGGAACUGAAGUUUUCAGGCGUGACUAAACAGUUUAGUUCCAAAAGAAGUUUCGUGAAUCUGCGCGUUGCCCCGGAUAGUAUCAAUUCGAUUGCCUUAGAUGAGAACCCGGAUGUGAAAGAGGAAAAAAUGUUGAUUGCGGGUCACAUUCAAAUUUCAGACAGGGAUAAAAGUGCAAUUUUGAAAAGCACAACAUUGAUUGACAAGCAGAUGGGUUACCUGGAACUUGUGAGUUUGAUGUUUUGUCGGCAAGCUAAAAUCCGAACUGAUAAAAGUAAAACACAUCACGCUAGUGCCUUGUGUGGAAUUGAUGGCAUAGUGGUAGGAGAGGAAGAAGCGACCAUUAUGGAUUCUAUGGACGCAGAAGUGGCCAUAGGAGUUGUCUUCUCCAAUGACGAUUACUAUAAACUGAAUCAGCUGCGAGACAGAAUGAAUUAUAUGUUGGGACAAACGGAUCCUAGACACAGACCAAAUACUAUAGAUGAGCAAAGAACUUGCAUCCAGAAAAUAAGAUAUCUGGCUGAUAAGCUAGUGACCAGAAAACGCGAGUUGCAUCACUUGGAACCCGUCAUAUUUGACGAUUUCAACUGGAGUUUAGGUCAGAAGAAGAACUAUUAUGAGCCGAUUGAUCCUGCAAGAAUGGACGAUCCGCCCUAUUGUUUUACACAGACGGUAGACAGGUCGCCGUUCUAUCUGUUUGAAAUGUUGAAUCCUCAGAGGAGACUGGGUGACGAGGAGCUCCCGCCUAUGUGGUACAGUGCUACAAACUAAAAUCCCAAAUUCUGAUAAAAUUCAAAAAAAAUGAUGUGGAUUACAUAGCGGAACUAUUAAUACAUUAUAGGGCCAAUUUUGUUUCGAUGCUUCUAACACAUUUGUUGGAGGAUUUGUUGUGGUACCAUUAAUGCUAUCUUAGCGGGCCUUAACUAAAUGGCAGUUGUUGCUUCGCUGACUUUACUUCUUAAGUUUGCUAUCGAAUUGUGCUCUUAGAGCUUUAAUGUCCCGAGAAAGAAAAUCGGCUCGUCUUAGAUUCAUGUUCGUCGUAGUUGAUAAUUUUAUUUUUGUCUACUGAAGAAACAUUUCAUUCUAUUUCGCGCGUUUACGGGAGUAAUUCUUUGCUUGUAGACGUCCAUUUCAAGUUUGCUUACUGUAAUUUGUUUUUUUUUGUGCUAUUUUCAAAGAACGGUUACUAAACUCUUAUCCCUUCAAGUCUUAUUAAAUCAAUCAGUGUGCUGUUUUAUGAGGAUAGAUUAAUACAAAUAGUAUAUCUUGCAGGUGUGCAUACAGAGAAAGUCUAUUUCAAAAAUUUGGUGACCUUGAAGUGAUUGUAAUAUCCGUUGCUGUGAUGUAUAAUUUUGACACAUGCGAAGUGGAGGUUCGGGUUACUUGCUAUAAAGUGCAAAGAUAACUGGGAAAACUAGCUGGAAAAGCAUUUUGUACUUGCGAUAGAGCGCAAAGAUUACAGGGAAAACUAGCUGGAAAAAUAUUUUGCCGAUAAUUUGUCUUUUUUUUCUAAUGUCGAUUUUGCAUUAGUCCAUUUUGCUUUUUGUAAAGGCUCUUCUAUAAUGAUUUUCAAAAGGCGGUAAAGUAGAAACAGCCGAUUGUGAGAUGUCAAAAUUGAAUUGUCUAAAGGUGCAAGUCGAGUUAAUUUAGUUGUAAUUAAAUCAUAUGAGCUUAGCUCAUUUACACUCA